AUGGUCAUCCUUUUUCCUUGGAUCAUUCAAGCAAAACAAAUUCUCAGAAGAUCAUUAUCCAACAGAAGCAGCACAACCAAAUCUAUGGAAACCCCAAAAGGCUAUUUAGCAAUUUAUGUUGGUGAGCAAGAGAAGAAGCGGUUUGUGGUUCCUGUAUGGUUGUUAAGCCAACCUGCAUUUCAAGAACUACUAGAUCUGGCAGAGCAUGAAUUUGGGUGUGUUCAUCAAAUGGGUGGCCUCACAAUUCCAUGCAGUGAAUAUACAUUUAGUGAUAUUGUCAGUGAUAUUGCUUCUCAGUUGGGCGCAUUAUGA
Messenger RNA from Lactuca virosa, 312 nucleotides. The record is from the annotation of a GenBank genome assembly. NCBI's taxonomy places the organism in Eukaryota, Viridiplantae, Streptophyta, Magnoliopsida, Asterales, Asteraceae.